Lagopus muta (rock ptarmigan) is the source of this 5762-nucleotide messenger RNA. It is a transcript of the gene PLD6, whose product is annotated as phospholipase D family member 6. The record is from RefSeq and is a predicted model, not a curated record. Gene Ontology annotation, molecular function: RNA endonuclease activity producing 5'-phosphomonoesters, hydrolytic mechanism. The transcript has 2 exons. Gene Ontology annotation, biological process: piRNA processing. Gene Ontology annotation, cellular component: mitochondrion. Lineage: Eukaryota; Metazoa; Chordata; Aves; Galliformes; Phasianidae. The coding region runs from base 1 to 633 and encodes 210 amino acids.
AUGCGGGCGGGCCUGGCGCUGGGGCUGGGGAUCGGGCUGGGGCUGGCCUGGCUGCUGGCGGCGCGGCGGCGGCGCCGGGCGGUGCGCGAGGUGCUCUUCUUCCCGUCGCGGCCCUGCUGCACCGAGGAGCUGCUGGCCGAGGCGGAGAGCCGCGACGGCCGCCCCGCGCCGUGCCCGUGCCCGCUGCCGCGCUCGGACUGCUCUCUCAGCCGCCUCCUGCGGCGUCUGCUGGCCGCCCGCCGCUCCCUCGAGCUCUGCCUCUUCGCCUUCUCCAGCCCCGAGCUGGGCCGGGCCGUCUGCGUCCUGCACCGCCGCGGCGUCCGCGUCCGCGUCGUGACGGACUCGCAGUACAUGGCGCUGAGGGGCUCGCAGAUCGGCGUGCUGCGGCUGCUGGGGAUCCAGGUGCGUCACAACCACGAUGCGGCCUUCAUGCACCACAAGUUUGCCAUCGUGGACAAGAAGCUGCUCAUCACGGGCUCCCUCAACUGGACCAUGGAGGCCAUCCAUAGCAACCAGGAGAACGUGGUGAUCAUGGAGGACACAGAGUACGUGCAGCCUUUUCUGGAUGAGUUUGAAAGGAUUUGGGAAGAGUGCAACCCUAGCAACUACACGUUUUUUUCCCAAAGAAAAUGAUUAAGUGGCUUCCCUGAGCUGGAGGGGCGUGGAACAGAUGGCACUCGGGGGGUUUAUUAUUAUCUAUAGCCAUCGAUGUAUUACCCAUCUGGUUGUAAUUUCGUUAAGUUCCUCCUGAGCUGAAGUGCUCUCUACCCUAAACUGCCACAGGUGCCUCGUGUGCUAAACGAGCAGUGAUGACCCAGCUGAUGGGCUCUGUGAGGACACGAGCAACGGUGUUGUGGGCAGGCUGGUGGCUGUGCCCUGCAAUGGGGGAGGUGAGGUUUGAGCUGCGCUCAGGACUUGUGCAGGGAGCUGGGCGUUCUCCAGCUCGUGGUGCUGUGGGAUGGAGCUGUACCCUGAAAGGAGGAUUGUGAGGGCUGCAGCAAAACUGGGGGCUGUGUAGGUGGAGAUGUCACUGUGGUUGUUCUUUUGUUUGCGUGAAUUAUUGACAGUUUGUGAAAGGAAAUCCGGGAAAUAGGAAGUUUUGGUUUGGGUAUGAGUUUCCUCUGGUUUGAGGUUAGAGUUCCAGUGUCAACGUGUGAGAGCAGAUAGCAGUGCCAGCUCAUCUUCCUGCAGUGCAGUGCAGGGAGUCCCCAGAAAGAACUGAAGCUGUUCUGUGGGCACAGUUGGCCUCGUCUGAAGAGCAACUGCAGCUGCAGUGUAACUUGCAGCAUUGCCUGCAACUUUUAGUGCAGCUGUGUGCUGAUCCAGUUAGAGCUUAAACUGCUCCCUACAAAUGCUGCACCUCGCAGUGUUAACGUGCCACUUUCUCAGACAAACUCCACGUCACCUGGAGUGUUUUGCACUGGUGGGUUGCUUGGUUCCGAGAUCCAAAUCACUACAAGUUCCUGGAGAUCCAUAGGGUGUUGUUUAGGAUGUGGGGGUAACACCAUCGGAUUGAGGGUUUGUUUUGUUGUGUUGGAGAGAGUUGGCGUGGGUGUGGGGAGACAAAACCAUGCAUUAUAUCUGUGAUGUAGCAGCUGGGGGAGGAGCUGAGGCAGUUUAUUCUGUACUAAGUCUGGUUCAGCAGGUUUAAAUAUAUGCUCCUUUAAAUAUUUUAUUGUUAAAAUUAUACUUGUUGUGUUUUCUUUGUGAAAUGUAACUAUAAAAGCAGACAGUUCACCCCGUUCAGGCUCUGCCUCCUGCUUUCUUUGCGUCGUUUCGUCGUUGGAACAAACAUAGGCUGCACUGACAGCAUGCAAAGGGUGGUGCAAAAAUAGUUUAUUAGGAUAUCGUUUACGUAAAGUUAGGUAAUUAUAUUUACAAAAUAAAAAUGAUCAGCUACAUCCAUGGGAACCUAGCAUGACGCACACGGCUGUGUAAGGAAUAAAUACAGUGACAAAAAAGUGAUGUUUCUAUUACAGAGAACAGUUACCAGGAACAGAGAUUCCUCGAAAAGCAGUGAAUAAAACAGGAGUGGAAGAGAGGAGGAGGGAAGAGGCGAGGAACUCGUGCACACAGAGAAGCGGGAGCCCCUGGCAGAGGGAAUGGAAUCACGUGCGAUGCAUCGUUUCCUGGAUGGAUCUGAUGCAAGAGAGGCCCUUGGGGCUGCAUACAGCCAGAGCUGCAGCACGGCUGUGCUCCCUGGCCUCCUGUGCUCCCUGGCCUCCUGUGCUGGGCUCCAGCCGCAGGUUUGCCAGCAGCAGUGUCCCCACCUGCACAGGUGCUGUGUGCAUGCUGCAGCAUCGCUGCUGCCAAAUGCAGGUUAGUGGGGGGGCCGGAUGCUGCGUCUGGGCACGUAAUCUUGUGCUCAGCUCCUGCUCACAGCCCCUCAUCGUUUCCAUUAGGAGCACAGAGCUCUCAGUACAAAGGCAGAUGCACCAUGUGUUGCAACGCAGGAGUCCCAUGGCUGCGGUUUGGGCUGUGGCUUAUGCUGUGCACCACCAGUGCUGACCGCUGCUGAUGCCACCCAAAGACUUGCAGCAUUCCUUUCUCUCUCCCCGAAUCUUUAUCCCUUCAAAUAACUGAUUCUUUACAAUCUGGAGCCAUCCACAUCGCCAGGUCCCAGGAAAGGGUCAAGGGCUGUGCGCUCUGAUCUAUCUCCUACCUGCCAUCACCUUUAGCAUCUUGCAACUUACUUUGCUCUCUCUGGUUUAGAACAUAGAGUUAGUGUUCUUGUCACAUCCUGUGCACUGUCAAUGUGUAAAGAAGGAAGAAUGAGAAAACAAUUGUUUAUAAUUGCACUAAUUACUUGCCAGCUCACGGCCAGCUGGCUGCCUUCAGCUGCUACCACCUUGAUGGGCUUAUCAGGUUUCUGCCAGCAGCUUCCGCACCCCUGCCUUCUUUCGGUUGUCUCAAAGCUGCAGCUGUGAGGUGAGCCUCCCCUCCCUGCCCCGUCCUCACUCACUGCAUUUCUGCAUCCCUUGCUGUGGGGCUGCGUGCAGCACUGUGCGCUGGUGCACUCAGCAUUUGGGCAGUGAUGUGCUGCAGGCUGUGUGUCCAUGCAGGAUGAGCUGUCCUUCCUGGCAGAACCCCUGCUGCCUUGCACAGCACCUGCACACAGCCCAAAUGCAGCACUGCAUGCGCUGCUUUGCUCUGCUCCGUGGUGGAGCCAUUCAGUUCAAGGGUAGAAAAAAGUUUACGGCGCAGUAAAGUUACAGUUCUCAAACCAACCGUGUGCAUUCUUCAGACAGGCAUCAUCGAAACUCAAGGGUAGGGCAGCAGAAAAGGUGUGAGAAGCUACUUCUAACAGUGCAAAGCAGAGCCCGUCGGGGCAGGCAGGCAGGGGGUGACGGCUCUCACCCGGCCAGUGACAUCAAAACCGUAACGCUGUCACAAACGAGAGCCCUCUGCUGAUUUCUGAGUCACAAAUAUUUACAUUGCGUACUUGGAAUACUAUACAGCUUUUAAAUUAUUUACGUUCAAAAGAGAGUAACAAAGCGUUUUUGCUUUUAAAAAAGAGGAUGGGGAAGAGGAAAGGCAAAGCAAGCCGUGCUGUGUGCAUAAGUGGUCGCAGCAAACAGCUCUGCGUCGGCAGCACAGAAAUGCAGCAGCUGUGAGCUGUGCUACAGUGCUGAGGGCGGGAGGAUUUUAUGCAGAAGAUGAAAAUAAGUCCUAGUAUCUCUUACAGGCACUGUCUGCACCUGCAGCUGUGUCACUUCAGUGGCAAGAGGAUGAAUGAUGCCCAGAGCAGGAGAGAAGCAGCGGGACAACCCCGGCUCACUGCCAUCACCUUUCUGGCCAGCUUUGUUCUCUCCACAGUCAUCACCCCAUUCCCCACUGUCCGGUGGAGCUGCCCUUCCCCUCUCUCUCUCUGAGGCUGAGGGCUGCCACCAGCUUUGGAGAGAGGCCAGGGGAGAGCCCAGGCCCUGCCCCAGGCUGCUCCUGCUGUGCAGCUGUGCGGUGCUCCUGUUUUGUUCCCAUUUAAGGGAUGCUCACCCCCAGCAGAUGGUGCUGCUGCAGGAAGGUACAGCAUCCCCUAUUUGCUUCAUGGUAUUUUAGAACUCAGGGAAGGGCAUUUCCAUCAGCCCCCUGAAGGGCUGGAGCAGCUGUGCAUUAAGUCAAGCUUCCCCAAUAGCAGUAACCCCAGCAAAUCCCAAUUCCAUCUCCACUGCAGCACCUUUUAGCCCUUCGUCACCUGUUUUCACAAACCACACGAACACAAUGAUGUGUGCUGAGCCAAAAGCUGUGGUCAGUCCAUUUGGCACUGGUCUCCCUGCACUGGGUUACACCUCCUGCAGCACCCACGUAGCUGCACCACAUCCACCAUUCUCUGCCUUAAGGAAUAAGGGUGAAAGCAUCCAUUUGGGCAAAGAAAGCAGAUGGUUCUCCGACACCAGGCAUGACAGCCAGAGCUGGGUACAACCACAUGUGCAGCAGGCAGCAUCCUCUCUUAGGGAGUUACAGUGCUCAGUGGCAUCAGUCAGUGCCCAUCCUGCACAGCUCCCACGUGCUGUGCAGUGAAAUAGCAAGCUGUGGCCCUUGUGGUGCUCGUGGUUAAAAUAACAAAGUCAGCAAAGUAAAGCAAGGCUUUCCAGGGGAACAUAAGAAUGGUUGGAGUCCACAUAGCAAGAGGGAGAUCAGCACAUUCUGCUCAGGUGGCUGAGAAAGACAAAGUCCUGCUGUGCUUCUUGAGAGGAGGAAGGCAUUCUCCUGUAUCCAGUGCAGCCUUGGGAGAGAUGAGUGGUGACAGUGAUGAUGCCAUGUACCAUCCUCGCUCCAUGUGCCAGGAGAUCACGGGGCAAGGAAGCAUCCCAAGAGCAGAGCAAAGCCUGUGCAAGCCAGAGCCACCAAACCCAGCCUGCAGUCACACAAGAUGCUGGCAGAGGCCCUGUGCACACACCUGAUCACCAAGUUCCUCUUCCAGGCUUGGGCUACCAAGGCUCCUCCAGUGCUUGGAUGAUGGAGAACACUACGGUGAGCUCAGGUUGGGGUGAGGCUGCACAGCAGAACAUCUGAGAGGGCGGACACCUGCUGGAGAGGGAAGAGCCUUCAUAUCCGAGGGGCUGAGGAUCCCUGCUGCCAUCUCCAGGAUUCCCACACACAGCCAGGUACGGAGGCGCAGCGCAGAACAUCUCUGUAUGCCUGGUGGCACUGCUGGAGCAGUCAGCGAGAGCUCUAUCCUUGCAGAUGGACCUCCCAGCUGGCCACACACCAUGCCCAAAGAGACUCAACACACCUGCUUCCACCUCAGGUGAGCACAGAGAAGUCAAGAAUCAGCUCAGCUCCACCUAAAAAUCUCCCGAAAUCCAAAGUGAUGCUGCCAUGUCAGACUGGGGAGCAAUGGGGCAAUGAUUCACCCCACACACAGCUGGGGCUGUGUAGGUGCACGAAGCAUGUGGAGAUGCUCCUGCAGCCACCACCGAGCUCUGCACUCACCUAUGGACCUCGUGGCACCGCCUGCUCCGCAUACAGAAGCUGCUGUGACUGAGCAGGUCUGAAACACAGGCUGGUUUUCAGACUUUUAUUUCAGGAAAAGAUAAACGAAUUAAAAUAGGAGCUGCCCUGCUGACAGGAAGAGUUGAGUUCAAGAAGCUGAUAAAAAAGGAGCAUUAUAUGCAUUGAGCACUGUGCAUUUUCAGUCAAUAUUGGCUCUACUUUCUACUCUACUUUCCUUGGACUAGGAAAAGGGAGUUUCACAUGCGCACAGACCCUAACGUACACGGGACUCAAUGAGAGGAAGGGAGUAACAGCAAAAAAAAAAACAA